Phodopus roborovskii (desert hamster) is the source of this 5802-nucleotide messenger RNA. RefSeq names its product adenylate cyclase 7 (gene Adcy7). Lineage: Eukaryota; Metazoa; Chordata; Mammalia; Rodentia; Cricetidae. The transcript is spliced from 26 exons. The coding region runs from base 428 to 3733 and encodes 1101 amino acids. Gene Ontology annotation, biological process: adenylate cyclase-activating G protein-coupled receptor signaling pathway; cAMP biosynthetic process; adenylate cyclase-inhibiting G protein-coupled receptor signaling pathway. The record is from RefSeq and is a predicted model, not a curated record. Gene Ontology annotation, molecular function: adenylate cyclase activity. Gene Ontology annotation, cellular component: plasma membrane.
ACUGCCGAGCAGGAAGUGGUGGGUCCCAGAUGUGACUCACUCUCAUUAGGUAGCCGGUGGAGGGAGCCUUCCCAUGUGUGAGACAGGACGCCUUCGGAGCAAGGGUAUCCAGGGUCCAGCCACCUCCCUGCAGGCACAGAGCUUGGCUGGGUGGCUUUAGUGCCUCGGAAGAGCCAGAUCUGAGGACCUGGAAGGUUCUGUCAGCCCAUCCUAGAUACCCUGAAGACACCAGUGACCAACACUCAGUGACUGGAGCUGGUGCCAUGUGCCCAUGGAGCCACAGGCUCUGGGUGCCUCGGCCCAGUCCUGCCUGCUAGCCUCAGAGAGGCCAGAGGCCUAGGCCACGUAUACGAGUGUCAGGAGACAGAUGUAUCUCAGGCUGUGGGGCUCCUGAGCAGGCUGCUGGACCACGCUACUGACGAAGAAGAUGCCAGCCAAGGGGCGCUACUUUCUAAAUGAGGGUGAUGAAGGCCCCAACCAGGCAAUGCUCUAUGAGAAGUACCGCCUUACCAGCCAGCACGGGCCUCUGUUGCUCCUGCUCCUCCUGGUGGCUGUGGCCACCUGCAUUGCACUCAUCAUCAUCACCUUCAGCCACGAGGAUCCCCCCAGACACCAGGCUUUCCUGGGCACUGCCUUCUUCACGCUGACGCUGUUUGUGGCUCUCUAUGUGCUGGUAUAUGUUGAGUGCCUGGUGCGGCGAUGGCUGUGGGCCUUGGCUCUGCUCACCUGGGCCUGCCUCAUGAUGCUCGGCUCCGUGCUGGUGUGGGACUCCUGGAAGAAUGGAGCCUGUGCGUGGGAGCAGGUGCCUUUCUUCCUGUUCAUUGUCUUUGUGGUGUAUGCGCUGCUGCCCCUCAGCACGCGGGCAGCCGUCACAGUGGGGAUGGUCUCCACUGUCUCCCACCUCCUGGUGUUUGGAGCUGUGACAGGAGCCUUCAAGAUGUCCGUGUCCGGAGCACAGCUGGUGCUGCAGCUCCUGGCCAAUGCCGUUAUCCUCCUGGGUGGGAACUUCACCGGUGCCUUCCACAAGCACCAGCUUCAGGAUGCUUCCCGGGACCUCUUCAUCUACACUGUCAAGUGCAUCCAGAUCCGCCGGAAGCUGCGUGUGGAGAAGCGCCAGCAGGAGAACCUGCUGCUCUCCGUGCUCCCAGCUCACAUAUCCAUGGGCAUGAAGCUGGCCAUCAUUGAGCGCCUCAGAGAGGGUGGCGACCACCGCCACAUGCCUGACAACAACUUUCACAGCCUCUACGUCAAGCGGCACCAGAAUGUCAGUAUCUUGUAUGCAGACAUCGUGGGCUUCACGCGGCUGGCCAGCGACUGCUCGCCCAAGGAGCUGGUGGUGGUACUCAAUGAGCUGUUCGGAAAGUUUGACCAGAUUGCCAAGGCCAACGAGUGCAUGCGGAUCAAGAUCCUGGGAGACUGCUACUACUGCGUGUCAGGCCUGCCUGUGUCGCUGCCCACCCACGCCCGCAACUGCGUGAAGAUGGGUCUGGACAUAUGUGAGGCCAUUAAGCAGGUGCGUGAGGCCACAGGAGUGGACAUCAGCAUGCGUGUGGGCAUCCACUCCGGGAAUGUGCUGUGUGGGGUCAUCGGGCUCCGCAAGUGGCAGUAUGAUGUGUGGUCCCAUGAUGUGUCCCUGGCCAAUAGAAUGGAGGCAGCUGGGGUCCCUGGCCGGGUGCACAUCACAGAGGCGACACUGAACCACCUGGACAAGGCAUACGAGGUGGAGGAUGGGAACGGGCAGCAGCGUGACCCCUAUCUGAAAGAGAUGAACAUCCGAACCUACCUGGUGAUCGACCCCCGGAGCCAGCAGCCGCCCCCACCCAGCCAUCAUCUCCCCAAGCCCAAGGGGGAUGCCACCCUGAAGAUACGGGCUUCAGUGCGUGUAACCCGCUAUCUCGAGUCCUGGGGGGCAGCGAGGCCCUUUGCACACCUCAACCAUCGGGAGAGUGUGAGCAGCAGCGAGACCCCCAGUCCCACUGGACAGAGGCCAAAGGCCACUCCUCUGCGCCGACACCGUGCCGUUGACAGGAGUACAUCCCCCAAGGGACGCUUGGAGGAUGACUGUGAUGACGAGAUGCUCUCUGCCAUUGAGGGGCUCAGCUCCACCAGGCCCUGCUGCUCCAAGUCUGAUGACUUCCACACCUUUGGUCCCAUCUUCCUGGAGAAGGACUUUGAGUGUGAGUACCGCCUGGUGCCCAUCCCCCGGGCUCGCUACGACUUCGCCUGUGCCAGCCUUGUCUUCAUCUGCAUCCUACUUGUCCACCUUCUUGUGAUGCCCAGGAUGGCCACUCUGGGUGUGUCCUUUGGACUGGUGGCCUGCCUGCUGGGGCUGGUGCUAAGUUUCUGCUUUGCUACUGAGUUCUCGAGGUGCUUUCCCGCCGCCCGAGGUACACUCCAGGCCGUCUUGGAGAGUGUGGAGACACAGCCCCUGCUCAGGCUGUCCCUGGUUGUGCUGACUGUUGGCAGCCUACUGACCGUUGCCAUCAUCAACAUGCCACCGAUGCUUAACCCAGGCCCAGAGCAGCCAGGAGGCAAUGAGACAAGCCUGCUGGCUGUAAGGAAUAGAGUUGGGACCCCAUGUGAGCUCCUCCCGUACUACACCUGCAGCUGCAUCCUGGGCUUCAUCUCGUGUUCCGUUUUCCUGCGCAUGAGCCUGGAACUGAAGGCCCUGCUGCUGACGGUGGCCUUGGUGGCUUACCUGCUACUCUUCAACCUCUCCCCAUGCUGGCAUGUCCCAGGCAACAGCACUGAACCCAAUAGCACACACAGGACACCACCAGUCCUGCCUGCUGGACAAAGCACACCCAGCCACACCCUUGCUCUGGGGCCUCAGGUGACUGCCCCCUCCCCCAGCAGAUGUUUAGAGAAAGAUCUGAAGACCAUGAUCAACUUCUACCUGGUCCUGUUCUACGCCACCCUCAUCUUGCUGUCUAGACAGAUUGACUACUACUGCCGCUUGGACUGUCUAUGGAAGAAGAAAUUCAAGAAGGAGCACGAGGAAUUUGAAACAAUGGAGAAUGUAAACCGCCUCCUCCUGGAAAACGUGCUGCCGGCGCACGUGGCUGCCCACUUCAUUGGUGACAAGGCAGCUGAGGACUGGUACCAUCAGUCUUAUGACUGUGUCUGUGUCAUGUUUGCAUCCGUUCCGGACUUCAAAGUCUUCUACACUGAGUGUGAUGUCAACAAAGAAGGGUUGGAGUGCCUGCGCCUGUUGAAUGAGAUCAUUGCUGAUUUUGACGAGCUGCUGCUGAAGCCUAAGUUCAGUGGUGUGGAGAAGAUCAAGACCAUUGGCAGCACCUAUAUGGCUGCAGCAGGGCUCAGUAUCCCCUCAGGACAUGAGAACCAGGACCUGGAGCGGCAGCAUGCACACAUUGGUGUCUUGGUGGAGUUCAGCAUGGCCCUGAUGAGCAAGCUGGAUGGAAUCAACAGGCACUCCUUCAAUUCCUUCCGCCUCCGAGUUGGCAUAAACCAUGGACCUGUGAUUGCUGGAGUGAUUGGAGCACGCAAGCCUCAGUAUGACAUCUGGGGAAACACAGUCAAUGUUGCCAGCCGAAUGGAGAGCACCGGGGAGCUUGGGAAAAUCCAGGUUACAGAAGAGACGUGCACCAUCCUCCAGGGACUAGGAUAUUCUUGUGAGUGCCGAGGGCUGAUCAACGUCAAAGGCAAAGGCGAGCUGCGGACUUACUUUGUGUGUACAGACACUGCCAAGUUUCAAGGGCUGGGGCUGAACUGAAGUGUCUGGUAGUCAGUCUUCUUUCCUGAGGGAGCCAAGAAUGCAGCCCAUGCCAGUUGCAGAUGGCUGUGUGGAUGGCUUUGACAGGUGCAUCAGAUUCUGUUUGAAGCAGCUACUAAGUUGUCCACAGGACCUCUGUGUUUCAGCCUGUGCAGUUCCUGGUUGGCUAGAUCACUGGUCUACUAUGGGCUGUGUGUUCCCAGAGUGUGGGGGAAGAGACCUUAGUGUGUGAUCAAGACUGACACCUGCCCUGGUAGGCAGUGAAUAGCAUACACAGGGCGACAAACUCUCUCCUGGUUCCAGGAGGUUCAACCAAGUUGUCUAGCAUGGGUUGAAACCUUCCUCUUCCCAUCAGUACCUGCCAUGGGAUGCCAAUCUCUCAUGCAGGCAGCAUUCUGGCAAAUGGAGUUCCAAACAGUGUGCAUAUUGGCAGGUAAUCUCAAACAGUAGAGAAAAAUUUCUAAUUGACAUGUCACUUUUUACCAUCUCUGGCUUAUGUUUGAAAUGGGAGUUUUACUACCAACUCUUAGAUGCUAGACAAAGAUCUUCUUUCCAGUAUAUCCUCUCUUCUUAACCACAGACUACAUGUAAAUUGGACUGCUGUCCAGUGUUAGGAUUAGCUUGACUGCAGGGACAGAGUUUUGAGGCUCACAGCAAGAGGCAAGGAGCGACAAAGCCUUGGAUCUCCAUCAAGCAUUUUGACUAAGUUUUUUGGGACAAGUUCAGGAAACUGGAAGUCUAGAAAUGAGGCAUGGUGCUUCAGUUCUUCUGUCUGCACUUUAUUUUUUUGGAGACAGAGUCAGCCUAGGCCCCCAAACUUUAUCUCUCCUGCUUCAGCUUCCUCAGUGGUUCGAAUACAGAUGUGCACUACCAUGGUCAGUCCCCCUCACCCCCAUGGGAAAGCCUAUGUAGAGAGGGCUUGGACAAUCUGUGUACCUCCUGCCCUUUCUCCAGUCUUCUGAGGCAGAGCUGCAAGGACCAUCCAUCUACCUGGCAGGAACACGUACUGAGGGUCCCUGACCUGUAAAAUCGCCAAGUUGUUCUCACUCACGAGUUAGCUUUGUGUGAUGGUGUCUUGCUGUGCUUUAGCCCCAGACCACUCCUUUUUGGGACUGACUUUACUAUAUCAUGGUAUUCUUAGAAGUCAUCAGGGAACCUCCGAAAGUACAGAAAAUCAUGCUCACAGGAGUCUACAAAUGCUGUGUGUACUGCAGCAGGGUUACCAGUCAGGCUUACCUGAGACUUCAGUCCAAGGAUGAGUGAUCAGGAAUGCAGAGGGGAGGGACAGGACUUCUCUGCCAGCACAGUGUUCUGCGGGGCUUAUCAGCCCACCCUGGGAAGAGGGGCUGACUCCAGUCUGCACAAAGGAAUCUAGCAGUGGCCAAGGCUUCCCAGCAGGCUCCCUUGGGGUUAGGAUGCAGUCUACACAGAGCAGGAAUACACACUCCUACUCUUCCAACAUCCAAGUUAUUUUUUCCCUCUAGCAACAAAAAUUCUAGCCCGAGUUUAAAAAUAAUUGGCUACUGCUCACACAUUGUUUAUUUUCAACUGAAGCACUGUGCUAGUGUUUUUAAGUUAUUGUUCAGGCCAUAAGAGUGUAACUGACAAAAAAAAAAAAAAAAAAAAAAAAAAAAUCACUUGGGAGUUAUACACAUAAUUGUUUUUGAAUUUCCAAGUAAUUUCUUUACAAGUGUCUUGUUUUAUCAUAGGAACUUAAAAACAAACAAACAAACAAAAAAACAAAACCCAAAGCCUUCUAUGGGUCAAGGACUCAUUUCAGACUCCCUACUAAGGUGGCCCUUACUGACUACAGAAAGUAAUACCCUUCCCAACAAAAGAUGAUUAUUAUUGUGUUCUUCAUGGAGAACAGGCCAAUGCUUGGAGCAGGUGAAACAAGCAACUAUGGUUUGUUCUGUGUUUAAUAUUUAUAGCUCCAUAACACCCGUCUCAGUGUUUUGUUUUAUUUUCAUAAACCAAUGCCUGGCUCCUUUUUAUAUGUUCAAUCAACAAUUAAAAACCCUGAAUGUCCUAAGGUGUUUUGAAUUAAAGUAUUUCUGGGUCUUCAGGAA